Messenger RNA from Ricinus communis (castor bean), 1977 nucleotides. RefSeq names its product protein PHLOEM PROTEIN 2-LIKE A10. The transcript has a single exon. The coding region runs from base 429 to 1658 and encodes 409 amino acids. The record is from RefSeq and is a predicted model, not a curated record. Lineage: Eukaryota; Viridiplantae; Streptophyta; Magnoliopsida; Malpighiales; Euphorbiaceae.
ACAUUUGUCAGUUAUUAACGUCAACUUGUCAAACACCGUUUCUCUCCAUCCUCUGAGUUCUGCAAAAACUUUAAAAAGAAAAGAAAAAAUUUAAAUAAAGAUCCCUCCUGGAUCCAAUUCUCACAAACUCUAAUAUUAAUAUCCUCCUUAUCAUUUCACCAAACACCGUACCGUCAAUUAUUACCUCCUCUUUAUUUGCCAUCCACCGCCCGCCCAACAAUUUCAUUCUAAUUAAUCAAAUACCUUAAAUUCUUAAUUUUUGAUUCCUUGAUUUUCUAAAUUUCUACUCUUUAUAUCUACCCGUCUUGUUUCCUCUUUAUAGUUCACUUCAAAUUUCUCAAUUUCCUAGCCCUAAGGUUCCCAAUUUGUACGGGUAUUUCUAGGGUUUUUUUUUUCUUUAAAUAUACAUAUAUAUAUGUGUGUGUGUGAUGGAUUUUAAUUUGGUCAAGAGGGGAGUUUACUUGUCUCCAAGAAGGAAGAGAUGGAUCCUUUUGCUUGCAGCGCUUGGUGUUUCUGGUUAUGGAGCUUACAAGGUCUAUAAUUUGCCUUCUAUUGUCAAGAAAAGGAAAAGAUAUAUGAAACUUUUUGGAGCCCUAAUUUCAGUAGCUGAGUUGGUCUCUGAUUCUGCUGAUACAAUUGGUAUUGUUUCUAGGGAUUUGAAACAGUUUCUUCUGUCUGAUUCUGAUCAAAUCCCUAACAGCUUUAAGCAGAUUUCUAAAAUUGCUAAAUCUGAUGAGUUCUCCGAGUCUUUGACUAGGGUUUCUCAGGCUUUGACUGUUGGGAUUUUGAGAGGUUAUAAAGUAGAGUCUAAUAAUCAUCAGUUAGCUUCAGGUCUAAAGAAUUCUAGUAUUACUGAUAAGGUUAUGGAUAGGGUUUUUUCUAAAGCUGGUACUGGGUUUGCUUCUGUAGUUGUUGGUAGUUUUGCUAGGAAUCUUGUUUUGGGGUUUUACUCUAAUGUGGGUGCUGGUGUGGAUCAAAGUAGGUCCAAUUUAUCAGAUUUGCCUAAGUGGGUUGGUGUUGUUUGCGAUGAUCGGUGUAAGGAACUUAUAAGUGAUUGUAUUCAAAAGUUUGUGAGUACUGCUGUUGCUGUUUAUCUUGAUAAGACAAUGCAGAUCAAUACUUAUGAUGAGUUGUUCUCUGGGUUGACUAAUCCCAGGCAUCAAUCUAAUGUGAGGGAUAUUCUGGUUUCUGUUUGUAGUGGUGCUGUUGAAACCCUAGUUAAAACAUCUCACCAAGUGUUGACAAGCUCAAAUUCAAAUUCGGGUGCUAAGUGUUCAAUUGUUGAGCAGGCUGGUGAAGGAUUGAGUGCGAGCGGAGAUUUAUGUUCGAAAGAUGGAAACACAAUUGAUGGGGUUCGUGGUGGUGCUGGAUGGGUUGGCAAGGUGUCGUCUGCUUGGGCUGUGCCAAGUAAUAGGAAGUUUGUGCUUGAUGUUACUGGCAGGGUAACUUUUGAAACGAUAAGGUCGUUUGUGGAAUUCCUGGCGUGGAAGAUAUCAGAUUGUUUGAAAAGAAGUAUUAACGUAGUACAUGAAGAGGUCAUAGACAGGGGACUCGAGGUUGUUAGAUACUUUGGGGCAAAGUCAUCUAUUAUUGUUACUGUUUGUCUGGCAUUAUAUUUGCACAUUCUUGGUGGCACCAGGAUUCUUUUACCAGCUUAAAUUGAUGAGCAUGUCCGUUCCUCGUGAUGCAGUUCUGUUUAUCAAGAUAGAGAUGUUGUGUAUGUAUAUAGAUCUUUGUACCCUUAGUUUAAAUGCAGUAAUGAGCUUAGAUUUUCAUUCUUUUCAUAUUUGGCAGUAGCUUCUAGAAAUUCUUUACUAUGUCCCAUUAUUGUUAGAUAGCUUCUCAUAAAUAGAACUGCUUUUUUUUUUUUUACCCUUGAAAAUGAUCAAUAUACUGUUCCUCUAUAUUUGUGCAAGAGGAUUUAUUCGCAGUGCUAUAUUAUCGUGGUUCAUGUUGAAAUAAAGCAACAGUUUUAUA